This is a messenger RNA of Suillus fuscotomentosus, 1416 nucleotides long. RefSeq names its product glutamine synthetase guanido kinase. The coding region runs from base 1 to 1416 and encodes 471 amino acids. The transcript has 13 exons. Gene Ontology annotation, molecular function: glutamine synthetase activity. Lineage: Eukaryota; Fungi; Basidiomycota; Agaricomycetes; Boletales; Suillaceae. The record is from RefSeq and is a predicted model, not a curated record.
AUGUCAACUGCAAGUGCCACUCCAGGAGCUCCGGGGUCAAUCGAUGACCUCAAACAACUACUUCUCUUCGAUGUCAAGGUUAAAGUUGCAGUGGAUGGCGUUCUCAGAGGAAAAUUCAUGUCCAAAGAUAAGUUUCUAGGCGCCGUUGCCUCAGAAGGAUUUGGAUUUUGUAGCGUGAUUUUUGGCUGGGACAUGCACGAUUCAGUCUACACUCGGGAACUGGCCAUAUCAAAUAAAGAGAACGGUUACUGCGACAUAAUGGCUUCGAUAGACUUAUCGACAUUUCGUCGCAUACCUUGGGAAAACAACGUACCUUUUUUCCUUGUCUCAUUCUUUGAUCCGAAGACUUCAGCGCCUAUUUGCGCGGAUCCUAGAGGCGUUCUGCGUAAAGUUGUCGACAAUGCGGCUGCUCAUGAUUUGGAAUGCAUCUCUGGUGUGGAGUUUGAGAUUUAUUCAGAAACCCCCGAGUCCGUAGCUCAAAAGGGCUUCACCCGGCUGCAGCCAUUAACCCCAGGAAUGCAUGGAUAUAGCUUAUUGCGUACUCAAUUGAACCAAGAAUAUUUUCACGCGCUGUUCGAUGAGAGUCUGAAAUUUGGCAUAGAUAUUGAAGGACACCACACCGAAACGGGUCCAGGUGUCCUCGAGACUGCGCUCGCUUAUACAUCGGCUAUGAGAAUAGCGGACAAUGCUAUCCUUUACAAGUUCUUGGCGAAGAGUGUUGGGCUGAAGCAUGGAGUCCUCCCUAGUUUUAUGGCGAAACCAUGGGGAAAUCUACCAGGCUGCAGCGGACAUGUACAUGUAUCACUUAAAGACAGAGAAGGCCGCAACGCGUUCUCACUUUCAGAGGCGGACCAAUACCUAAGUCAACUUGGGGAGCACUUUCUGGCAGGUGUAUUGGAUGGCCUUCCUGAUGGUAGGAUUUUUUUGUUCGGUUAUGGUCUUGUCCCAACGAUCAAUGGCUAUAAACGUCUCGUUGGUGGUGAAGCCUUUUGGGCUCCUAACGCAGUUACAUAUGGGUACGAUUCUCGUGCAGCUUCCAUUCGUAUCAUCUCGCCACCGUCUGUUCCACCAUCCGCAACAAGACUUGAAGUCCGUGUACCUGGUGCCGAUAUGAAUCCCUACUUUGCAUUGAGUGCCAUCUUCCAACUGGGCAUGCGGGGCAUUACCAAACAACUCAAGCUCACGACGCCCCCCAUCUCUACUUACCAAAGCUACCCAGCCAGGAAGGAGGUCACCUCGCUUCCUAGUUCGUUGGAAGAUGCGACCAACGCUAUGAUGAAGCCUGACAGCAUUGCCCGUGAGGUAUUCGGAGAUGAUUUUGUGGAUCACUUCGGUGCAACCAGGGAGCAUGAGGUGAGACUUUGGAAUGCGGCAGUGACAAAUUGGGAAGUUGAAAGAUACCUUGAACUUGCAUAA